CAAUACACUCUUGUCAUGCGCAAACAUUUGAAAGCAUGUAGACUUCAUGUCCCAAAAAGAUCAGCCUAAAAUCAACACAAAUCACCUAUCAGAACCCAUUCUAGGGAGGGAAACUUGAAAAGAAUAGAAGUACCAAGAUUUUUCACCUCAAGUAUAAAAAAAAUUUCAAAACGUCGGAGGUUUUAGCGUCAAAAUGAAGCGUUUUUUCUCACCGAACGAGUCAUCACCUCUCAUGCCAUACUCCAGUGCAACCAUCGAAAACCUGGAAAGACCUGAUGUCGCAGACGACUCCUCCAGCCUGAUCUCUGGCACGGUAUUCGCUUCAGGGAGGUUUGCAUGGCUCGCCAGAGGAUCAUCUCUUGAGGUUAUAAGCACUCGUGAUGGCUCUAGAAAAGCGGCCUGUAGAUUUGGUUCACAUUCAGGACAUAAUAAUGAAGAUAUGGUUAUAAGCUCUGUCACUGAAUGCCAUUUAGAGGAUGGUAUAAGGCUAGCAGUAGGGUUGAAAGACUUGUCAGGGAGGAGUGGCAGUCCCGGUAUGGUUUGUGUUUUUAACCCAUGGGUGUCACGCGUGGUGAGGGCCAUAGAGAUACCCUAUGCAGUGACAGCUGUGGAAUGUGUCAGACCUGAUGGCGGUGCAGAUGCUCAACCAACACUUUUAAGUUCUGAUUUGAAGCUACUGUUUGGAAUCCUCGCCAUUGGCACAGAACAUGGACACACCUAUCUAGUUGACCUUCGUUCAGAUGAUCCUGUGGAAAUAUUUGAUGAGGAGAAUCCAAGCAUGCUUGAGUACCUUGGACCUAACACUGUGCAUCUAGCAGGUGCUAGGGACAGAGCAAGAAAUAAUGGAACACACUUGGCUAUUGAACUUGGAGGUUUGUUCCAUAAAUCGGGCAAGUUUUCAUACAUAAGUGAGGACUCCAGUGUUGUUAAAGUUUUCCCAUCAGCCAGCACAUUUGUCACCGUUAUCAAGUACAUCAAGGAAGCUACAUGCCUGGUGGUUGGCUAUAACUUUGGUUGCUUUCAUAUUUGGGAUCUUGAGACCAUGUCUCUUGUAUAUAGCAGCCAAGUUGACCAGUACAUGUCUGCUGUAGCUCACUUUGCCUACCAGGAACCAGAAAAUGACCCUCGUAACUGCACAUACCUAUGGGUUGCCCGUGGGCCUAUGAGUAUGGAGGACCAGUCUGAGAUGCCAGCGACUCUGACACUUUACCAGAUGAUCUUUAAUUCCAAACAUUUUCUGAAAGGUUUUGGUACUGUUUUUAGGGACCUUGGAGGGUGUGGCCGUAGAUUUGAGCACCAGCUUACUGCAGAUGCCCACCACCUUGCUGAUGCAACAUCAGUCGGCAGUAGAAUUAUAUGCUGCUAUACACUUUGCAAAGAAAAUUCUGUUGAUUUGUCUAAAACUGAAGAAAGCAGAGAUGAAGAAGUAUGCAAGGGAAGAGAUUUGACGCUUAUGCUUUGUGUUUGGGAGUCCCCAUCACAUGACCAAUUAGGCCAACCCACUUGUCAUCUUGGAAUUUUCGACAUCAACCGAUGGUACCACUCCCAGAUGUUACCAUCCAUAAGAGAUGCCAUGUUCGGAAGCAAGGACCCAACAUGUUCAUUUUUUGCAUUCUUCUCUCUGGCAGAAAUCCUAAACAUUGCCAGUCCUGAUAGCAUAGUGGAUGUCAAUGUUAUUGAAGGAACUCUUUCAAGGUUUUCUAGUGGAUCAGAUCCUGCUCAGGAGCAGCACUUCUGGCCAGCUGCUCUCAGAUUUGACACAUGCACAUUGAUGGAAACAGGAAUAGUCAGGUCAACAUUCUUAGGAAUACAACGGCAGAUUCUCACAGAUCUCACCAGACAGUCCUCUCUUGGACAGCUUCCUGAUGCACAUGAUUAUUUCAACAUGUGUUGGAUGGCAGGUUUGCUACCAAGAAACUUUGACCUCUCCAAACCUCAAGAAAAAUCGUUCCACCAUGAGGCAUUAUUAUCUGUAGCUUUGGAACACAAUUUGGUGACCUUUGUGACAUCUUUCAUUCACAAGCUGGGUGCAGAAAAUGUCACUGUAUCUGGUAUGAGCUUGCGAUUGGUUCUUGAUUGGGCAUGGAGCAAUGUGGUCAGCAGUAAAGAACAAUUAGAUCUCCUAUGUGUUCCAUUGUUUGAUGGUGGUGGAGGAACACCAGAUGAGCAAAUGCUUGGGAUGUUGGAGCACAUGGCUGUUAAGUUAAAGAACCUGACAGUGAUUUUCCAGGCAUUAUUAGACCAGACAGCACCUUCCACCCAACAAGGGAUCAAGGAUCUGGAAGCAAAAACUGGUGUUGUCAGCAUUUUGUCACAGUAUCUUCAAGUUCUCCUGUGUCUCAUUAGAUUUGGACUACUUCCUGAAAGCUCUGGUGAUGAAAUGUCAGGACCUCAUAGGGGGAUUAAAGGUUAUCCUGGUGCAUCUCUGAGCAAGCUUUAUACUUCUCGCCGAGCUGAACUAAAUUCAUACACAAGUGGUGUGGCCUUAGGAGGUCUUAUGAUUGACAAGUUGAUAUCAGAGCUUGCUCCUCUGUGGGUAGCACCUGAUGGCAUCUCCCAGUUUCCACCAGAAAGUCUCCAUGGUUUGUGCAGUCUGUACCUUCUCCAAGGUGUAUCAUCUGGUAUCAAGCAUGCUAUUGUAUAUUAUCUCUUGCUGGAUAUGUGCAGCUUUAACAAAGAACUUGAAAUUCGUCAGGUGGCAGAAGGGUUUGCCAAAGCUUUUUGCAUCCCACAUGGGCUUGCUCAGUUGGUGAAGGGAUUCUGGUAUCUUGAUCACAAACACUUCCAGCAAGCAGUGAGUUGUCUUGUCUUCCAUGCUGGUGGUACUGAGAUUGGUCCAUGGCAGCAUAGUUACAUUAUGAAGACACUGCUCCUCCAAGGUGAACUUGAGACAGUUUUGUAUUUCAUGAAGACUGUUCAACCAACCAUGCACACAGAAGAAGAUCGCCGUUUGCAUCUCACUGUGCGAAUAGCAAAUGGGCUUGUGGCGGAUGCUUUUAAUUUCCAGCGUGAACACCGAGAUCCUGCAGACGUGGAGCUUCUCCUGCAUUUCUUCCAUGGCUGCCAACAGACGGGUAACCUGGAGACAUUGAUGCAGCUUCCUUUCAACCCUCGUGAAGAGGAGUGUUUUGUGAGCUUCUUAAAGAAUGGUAGUUUUUCUUCCUCGCGUGAGCUGCUGGUCAUGUACUUUCUGCAACGUGGCCGUUACAUUGAAGGGAUCAGGUUAAAUGAAACACUCAAACAAGAGUUAGAGGGGGAACCUCUUGACACAGCACAAAAGGAAAGAGCCAAAGUUCGCAAUGCAAUUGUGGAUGGUUACAUGAAGUGCUUACCCAGCAUACAACGCAAGCUAAUACUCCAUGGUGACAAACCAGGCCAUCGUAUCGGGGCAAGCAGACAAGUGGCUCGUCCAAAACCCCUCUCGACCAUUGUUCACGUGACCAAUAAGAACCGACCAGUGACGCACGCCACCAUCAUUACGUCUGUUAUGGAGAAAGUUGCUGAGUCAUGGAGUCCAGGUACCCCACAAGCAAGGAAGCCGACCCCAUUUGCUUGUACACCGAUAACACCCAAGCUAAAGAGUAUUUUGAGUGACUCAAACAGGGUGGUUCUUGCCACUACAAAAAAGUCUGAUGCCCCAGAAACGAUUUACGAGGAAGGACAUAAAGUUCCUUUUGGCUCUCCUCUAUUCACCGAGAGAAAAAGAAGCCAUAUGUACUCCGGAGCAGAUGCUCUUCGACUGUUGUCGACGCCAGUAGUAAACAAGCGCGCUAGCUCCAGAGCGGACUCCAUUACUGAGCGCAUCACCGUUGCCACACCACAAUCCAUUCUAAAGGUAACCCGCGUGGUAAGGCGCGCUUCUCCCCGCCCCUCCCCCUCUGCGUCACCUCCUUUGACCAGGCGAAGCUCUGCAGAGCUUGUGCAGAACAUAGCGGACCCAGCCCAAGAGCUGGCACGUGAUGUGGAAGAUAGUAUAGCUACUCCAAGCCGACGGAUCCGGUUUGCUGUUGAAGAUACUCCGUCUCCACAGCGGGUGACUUCUGUAAGCCCACAAACCCCUAAAGUUGCGUUCGACACGGAUCAAGACAUGCGCGAUGUCUCUGCAACUCCAGAAUCGGGAGACGACUUUGUAGAUGCGACACAAACCCCUCCCGGUCCAGAGUCCAGUAGAGACAACUCCUUGAAACUUGAGUUGUCUCCAACUAGCGAGGAUGAAGAGACGGAAGUGCAAAUUACUGCAGCAGUAGUAGACCUGUCACGGUCCCAUGAUAGCGACAUGGAGGACGAGGACGUACAGGACGAGGAUUACAGCAGCCUGGAACUGGACAACAGUGAUGCGGUCGUUGACUCCGAUGACGAUGGUCCUGUAUUAAUUUCGCCAUCUCGAUCUGGAGACAUCACCACCAAGCAACAAGAACUAAGACAACUCACAGAUUCGGCCCAGCAAAGAACGCCUGUUAAAGAACCUUCUCCAAAGCCUUCGAGUACCCCAGCAACCAGAAGAAGCCCGUCUCCCUCACCUAAAACUAACCGAAGUCCAUCAUCACCAAAGACCAGACAGAGUCCUUCUCCUUUGCCAAAGACUAGAGAGAGCCCUUCUCCUUCGUCAAAGGAAAAAACAAGCCCUUUUCCCUCUCCAAAGGGUAGAAAUAGUCCGUCUCCAUCGCCCAAGACAAGAAGUAGUCCUCCACCUUCGCCCAGGAAGAGUCCCUCGACGUCUCCUCAAAACACCACAAAUAUUGGUCCUCAUUCACUAAGGUCAUCCGACAAAGAUGCAAAUACCCCGCCACGUGGAACCUCAUCACCACAGAAGUCCAAAACUCCGGAAACCAGUUCCACCGACUCAUACCUCUUCGCUCCCCCUGUGGUUUUUAAGACAACACCAGCACGACAACAGGGCUUCCUAGAAACUCUGGUUGAGGGAACGCCUUCAGGCCCUGAAUCGCGCACCACAUCAGAGGAACAAUCCCCAUCCUUUCUCUUCUCGCCCCCUUUGACGAGGUCUAUGAAGAAGAGACGCUCAAUUGACCAAUUAAGACCAAGAGACUCGCUAGGGCGCACCGUCACUCCUCACCAGUCCCCAUCGGAUAGCCCUAUAUCAUUUGUGACGCCUGGUCCGUCUGUCUCACCCAGAUCACGAAGGCGUAGCGAGCCUCACAAGGGAAUGAAACGUAACCAGCCGGUGCAUCAAAUGACGCUACGCUCCCGGUCCGGACCCCACAGGACCGCUCGGUCUGCGAGACUUCCUGCCAAACCGCAUUAGUUUUAUAUAGUACGAUUAGGCUUUGACGCAGCACUAUGGAAUGCUUGAUACGGAAGAUUGUCUUACUAAGGGUACACGCGGUUCUUGUUAUGUGCCGUUUUCAGGUUCUCUUACUCAUUCAAGGCACAUAAAUGCCUUGCGCGAUGCGUUCUUUAAAUGCGUUCUCAAAUGGGCACACGAGACUGGUUGUGGUAAUCGGCCAGGCCGUUCCUCUGAGCUACGUAUAAUCCGCCUAGUUAGGUAUAAAAUACUUUGGGUGAUGAUUUCAUGUGCCUGUUGGUAUUCAACAAUGCGCCAUACAACUGAUGUCAGAUAUGAUAUGCAAAUGUAAUUCGGGUAUGUUUGAUAAUUAAUAAAAUAAUGAAUGAUU
Molecule: messenger RNA, 5633 nt
Organism: Nematostella vectensis (starlet sea anemone)
Lineage: Eukaryota; Metazoa; Cnidaria; Anthozoa; Actiniaria; Edwardsiidae
Product: protein ELYS
Exons: 45
Coding region: 194-5263 (1689 amino acids)
Molecular function (GO): protein binding
Source: RefSeq, a predicted model, not a curated record